UCUUGUAUUCACAACUUGUAAUAUUUUGUGGUUAAAAAAGAUAUCACCAAAAUCUACGGAAAUAGCCUUUUACAUGAUAUUAUUAUUAUUCGAGAAUUUAUUCUAGCGUCUGAAAUUUCUUACACCAAACAUUUUGACCAUUUAUAACAGUUUAUAAUAUAAGCACUUGACUUCAGUUUGUUUAUUUGGAAUUUGUGAAUCAAAUAGCACACAUGGGGAGAGAUCGAGAUCGUAGUAGUUCGCGGCACCGCAGCCGCAGCCGCGAGCACCGCAGAAGUCGCGACAGAGGGCGGGACCGGAGUAAGGAGCGGUACCGAUCUCGAGAGCGAAGCAAAGAUCGUCACAGAGACAAAAGUGUAGACCGGAGAGAGCGCACAAGAGAUCGUAGCAGAGACAGACACAGCAAGGAGCGCCAGAGAGAUCGGAAGCCCAGAGAGCGUAGUCGCAGCAGGGAGAGAUCGCACAUGCCUCAUAAGGAAAGGGAAAAUGAGCGCCGUGGGGAUGAUAGGACUCGUAGCUCGUACACAGAUUUCGGUGGAGGAGGCGGGCUGGGCUCAGGCGGGGGUUUUGGCUCUGGUGGAGGAUUUGGAGGAGGUCUAGGUAGCAGUGCGACCGGUACAGGCGGUGGUGUAGGCGGCCGUGGACGCUACAAACCACAAGAAGAUGACUUCUUGGACGCGCGCCGCGAGCAACGCGAGCGCAUUGGCGAGCUCGGGGUUUCUGCUGUGUGGGGCAAGUCACCGCAGAGGCCAGAUUCUGAUGAAGAAUCUGAACCAGAAAACAACAAAAAAAGCAAAGACAAGAAAAAGAAAAAGUCCAAAGACAAAGAAGACACCAAGCAGAAGCUGAAGAAGUUAAAGAAGAAACUGAAGAAGGUGAAGAAGGCACGCAAGAAAGCCAAGAAGAAGUCCAAGAGCUCCUCCAGUGACUCCAGCUGUAGCGAAGAAGAACUUUGGGUGGAGAAAGGAAAAGAACAUGAAGUGAUCGCACGCACAUCCGUGGAAGAAGACGACGCCAUCCCCGGCCCCGCGCCCGCCGUCGACGCCGCCAGCGCCGGCCCGCUGCGAGAGUUCGGACGAGCCUUGCUGCCUGGUGAAGGUGCUGCUAUGGCUGCCUUCGUGCAGGACGGGAAGAGGAUACCCAGGAGAGGAGAGAUCGGCCUCACGAGUGACGAGAUCGCGGCGUAUGAGAGCGUGGGAUACGUUAUGAGUGGUAGCAGACAUCGUCGCAUGGAAGCCGUACGUAUCCGCAAAGAGAACCAGAUCUACUCCGCGGACGAGAAACGAGCGCUCGCAGCCUUCAGCAAAGAGGAGAGGGCCAAGAGAGAGGGCGCCAUCUUAGCUCAAUUCAGAACUGUGCUCAGGGCUAGAACUGCGAGACGAGACGACGCAUAGUCUGUCUCUCUCUCAUAUACAGACGUGUAAGAUAGGUAUCCGCAGAGAGAACUACUGAAUCUCUACGGACGAGAAGCGUGCGCUCGCCGCUUUCAGCAAAAAGGGGCCAAGAGAGAAGGUGCCAUACUCGCGCCGUUCAGGACUGGUGCUCAGGGCGAGGACUGCGAGAAGAGAUGACGUAUCUGUUGCUCCCACACUUUCUGCUAUUUUCUUAUAAGGCAGUUAUCACGAGGCGAUUUCUGUAUGCAGCGACGACAUGUACACUGUACCUAUAGUUCGUUUUUUUAGCAUUAGAAAAAAGGUAAACAAUCUUGAGGUGUCUUUUAAUUGAAAAACACAUUUUAAAAAUAAGUUACGGCAAAUAUGUAACAAUUAUGAAUAUAAUACGAUCAUUUAUAUUCUGCUUUCAUAAGUGAUAGUUUUUGAUUUUUAAAAAGCGUUUUUCAAUUAAAAGACAUGUCAAGAUUGCUUACCUUCUUGCAAGUUCUUUCUAAUGCUAAAAAUCUAACUAUAUGUAUGAGCUACAUCCUUAACUAUUAAUCAACUGAUUGACUGAUAGAAUCAGAAACACUGAACUGCGCUCCAGAACUCGAGUUGUAGAUGUAGGGGUCAAGACCGCUAAGCUUAAGUGGGACUGGGCUGGACAUGUCUGCCACAUGCACCCUGAAAGGUGGGCCAAAAUGGUUACGGAGUGGGACCCACGGAACACCAUAAAUGGUGCUGGCCGGAGUGCAGGCAGACCGAAAAGGAGAUGGCGGGACGACUUGGACGCAUUUUAUCCGGAUUGGCGGGAAACUACAAAAAACAGGGUCGAGUGGAGGAAACGAGGGGAGGCCUUUGCUCAGCAGUGGGACACUCAACCAGGCUAACAAAAAACUUUGAAUAACUGUUAAAUUUUAAAGGAAUUGUGAAUGACAGACUGAUGUGUUAAAACGUUAAAAACAAGUUAGUAUGUGAAUAAUUUAUAGUUAUGUAAUAGUGUAUGUAAUGCAAUCAUUUGU
Molecule: messenger RNA, 2395 nt
Organism: Cydia fagiglandana
Lineage: Eukaryota; Metazoa; Arthropoda; Insecta; Lepidoptera; Tortricidae
Product: NKAP family protein CG6066
Exons: 5
Coding region: 213-1394 (393 amino acids)
Biological process (GO): regulation of gene expression
Cellular component (GO): nucleus
Molecular function (GO): chromatin binding
Source: RefSeq, a predicted model, not a curated record